This is a messenger RNA of Penicillium bovifimosum, 672 nucleotides long. Its product is annotated as GNAT family N-acetyltransferase. The record is from RefSeq and is a predicted model, not a curated record. Gene Ontology annotation, molecular function: acyltransferase activity, transferring groups other than amino-acyl groups. The coding region runs from base 1 to 672 and encodes 223 amino acids. The transcript has a single exon. NCBI's taxonomy places the organism in Eukaryota, Fungi, Ascomycota, Eurotiomycetes, Eurotiales, Aspergillaceae.
AUGGCCUCUACUACAAAUUGCACAUACACCUUCUUCCGCGUCUCCAAAAAAGACGGAAUCACCACCUCAGCCCAAAAAUUCCGAGAUCUACGCCUCAAAGCACUAAAAGCCUCACCAGGCUCAUUCGCCUCAACCUACGAGAUCGAGUCCGCCUUCACAGAAGCCGAGUGGGCCCAGCGCAUCACAGCCCCAGACUACGAAGUCUUCAUUUGCGCCGCCACACAUAACUCACCCGAUUCAUCCGAAUGGAUAGGCCAAGUGACUCUCCGCGGACCCUUAUCCAAGGCAGUCUACACCCUACCCGCAGAAUCAGGUCUGACUCCACCAAAACCCGACGAUGAAGAAGAGCGAUGGCAGAUGCUAAGUCUGUUCACGCUUCCUGGGCAUCGCGGUCUGGGUCUUGGCGCUAAACUGUGCCAGUGUGCACUUGAGUAUCUGAGAUCGUACCGAGAGUCUCCGGGGGAGGUCCUGGUGCGGUUGAUUGUUAAGCCGGAGAAUCAGGUUACGGUUAAGCUUUAUCAAAGGCUUGGGUUUGGGUUGGCGGGGAAGGCGACGCUUGAAGAGGCUCUUACGGCGAAUGGGGAUGGGCAUCUUUUGCCGGUGGAUCGGAGUGAGGCGAAAUGGACGGAGAGAGGGGGGUUGAUUAUGGUUUCGAGGUUGGUGCGUUCGUGA